Messenger RNA from Linum trigynum, 3593 nucleotides. The record is from the annotation of a GenBank genome assembly. NCBI's taxonomy places the organism in Eukaryota, Viridiplantae, Streptophyta, Magnoliopsida, Malpighiales, Linaceae.
UACUUUUUUGGUGCAUUCAGUGCACUCGCUUCAUAAUCGUCAUUUUAAAAAUGAGAUUUAUGUCAAAAUGAUGUCAAUCAUCACUUAUGAUGUGAUGAACAAUAACGCACAUGAAUUUGCACAAAAACCAUGAAAGAUUUGUUUUAAUUUGAAGGAUUUAGAGUUUAAAGAUCUAGGGUUAGGGUUAGGGUUUACAGUUUGGGGUUUAGGGAUAGAACUCAAAAUUGGAGGUCUAGGGCUUAGGGUAAUCUGCUAAUUAGUUGUUAUCAUAUAUUAUAUCAUCAUAUUAUACUAAUUCUACAAAUUAAAAUUCAAAAUCCGACUCCUUAAGACUAGUUUUUGAGUUGGGUACAUUAAACACAGUUAUUUUAGUGAGUGCGUCGAAAUAGUCCACCAUGUAUAUAUGUUGCUGAAUCUUCCCAAGAGGAACCUAUUAUCAUGCAAUUGCUAUCUAUUCUUCUCUUCCUCACAACCUUACAUAUCUAUAUAUAUAGUUAUAUAUUAACCCUUUAUUAUAAUAGGGAUAUAUAGUAGUGACUAAGGGUCGCGGUAGGUUUGUAACCGAAACGAACCGAUUUUAUGGACUUAUCAGUUCCUCCUAACGAGUAAAAAUCCAUAAGUUCUUAAUGGUUCUGAUAAACUUUUAAAGGUUUGUUUUGGUUUUUCAGUUUAUUCCGAACGAUAACGGAUACUGAAUUUUGGUUUUAGACAAUUGACUAAUUCAUGUUCCGAUUUCUAAUGAUUUUUUGGUUCGGUUAAUGGAACCGCCACUCCGAGUAGCGACCCGACCCUUCAACUAUGGAUGAUUACUAUUAUAGUCCCUAGCUAGCUAACUCUGUGAGUUGGAAAAAAUAGAACUAUUAACCAGUCGAUAAGGGUUUUUCCCCCCCUUCUCUUCAAAAGGCAAAGGAUUCCACAUUGACAUCAGGAUAAAUCUGAUGCUACAUAACAGGCAUAUAUAUGUUAUCUAUAUAUGGGAUGUGGAAUCUGGCCUUUAGGUUAUGAUGCUGAUUGAAUCGACAACUACAAGCUCCAUGAACUGCUUCCAUGUCGAUAUCAGUUUGCCAACUUGCAAAUUCCAGGCAGCGCACGAGAGCUAGCCAACCACCAAUUCAAGGAAUUAAGGACCAAAUAAAGAGAAAAAGAACAACACCCUAAACUAAAGCUGUUGAUGCAGAAAUGGAUAGGAAAGAACGAGGCAUUUUUUAGUUAAGAAUUCUACAUUGCCAUUGGAGUCGCGGAUUGUUGACGAUAAGGAUUCUAUAGGUUUCAAGAUAGAUGCCCUUAUAGUAUACAAAGACUAGCUAAUCAGUCGUUCGAACUAACGAAAAUAACGUGCUCGCAUGACUUACGUAAUUUAAAAAAAAAACUAUUUCCUGAACAACAUUAUAUGAUAUAUAUAUAUAUAUAUACAUAAAUGCCGCUUUCACUAUAAAAAAACAAAUUUAUGUAACUCAUUACCACCGAACAAAUCUUUUAGUCUUGCCGAAUUUCAAAAUAUCUUUACCAUUUCACGGAUCACAACAUAAGGCAUAUACACAAACUCUAAUUCUACUUCCCAUAACCACGUAACGUUAUUUUGCGUAACUCAUUACCACUAGACCAAUCCCCACUACCUUUUUCACUCUAUAUAAGCACCACAAAUCCCUCUACACCAUUUCCUCACUCACAAACCAUCACUCUUAAGUCUCGAGUAUUAUAUAAAUAAAUAAUACUACCCUUUUUGGUCACUAAAAACAUAUAUAUUAUAUGGCUUCAUCCAACGGCUCUUCUGCCAACAACAACAACGGCGGCGGCUGGACGCCGUGGCAGAACAAGCUGUUCGAGAACGCCAUCGCCAUAUUCGACAGGGACACUCCCGACAGGUGGCACAACGUCGCCAAGGCCGUCGGCGGCGGGAAAACCGUCGACGACGUCAUGCGCCACUACGAUGACUUGGUGGAGGACGUCCGCCGGAUCGAGUCCGGCCGCGUCCCUCUCCCCAAUUACCGGAAACCGCCACGUCACCCGGGCUCCCCCGCUGGUGCAAGGUCCGCCGUCUCUGAAUCUCCCGUCGCUAAAAGUCAUCGCUUCAGAUAUGACGCACAAAGGCCGGUGGGGUCUGAAGAUUCAGUGAAUUGGACGCCCAAAAUGAAUUAGUGACAAAGAUCAACUUAAGAUGACGGAGACGUCGUUGCAAAAAAAGAUGCUUUGUGGAAUUUAGUUAAGAGGGGAAUUAGUGAUGUUGGAGAAAUGGGAUUAGUUUUUUUUUUUUUUUAAUAUACAGCAGGGAAAUGGAGUUAGUCCAAUACAGAUGUUUUAGCCAUUUGAGGGUUUUUAGGUUCCUAAUUUUUCUUCUUCUUUUGUUAUCCUCCAUCUUUCCCUUCGUUUAUGGAUGUUUAGUCAAUAAAAUUUCCCAUUCAAUUUUCUUUUGAUAGAUAGGAAGUCUAUUACGUUUACAAUUAACGCGUGCUUCGAAUCUAUUAUAUUGAAAUUAUGAUUACUAUCGUGAUGACUGAUUACACUAGAAUAUAGGUGGAUUGGUUCAUGAUAGAAAGGAAAAAGUACAAUUUUUUUAAUGGAUAAGGUCGUCCAACAAAUUAUAGAGCCCCUGUUUCAGGAACAAGAUGUAACCAAUUUUUUUAUUAUAAGAAAAUAAAAUCAGUAAUUCGAUUAACUAAAUAAAACUCAUAACAUUAUUACUCAAAAGUAUUAUUAUGUUUCUAGUAUGAUUUGAAAUAAAUUUAUCUUCCUACAAAAAAUAAUUAUUUUCUUCAAACAAAAUCAAUGAUACAAGGCUAAUUUAUAUUUGUUGGACUUAUUGUUUGAAAUAAAAAAUCACCCAUUUUCAUAUAAGAAAGAUUUGGCUCAGUGGUAGUACUACUAGUAUUGAACCUGGAGGUAAUAGGUUUGAAAACCUUCAGUAGCAUUUAAAUCAUUAAAAAAAUCAAUCUAUAUCACACUUAUCUAAAAAAUUAUCUCUUUUCCAUUCCUUUUUGCGGUCGAUGGGGCGGUCCUCACUUCCUAGUAGACUUUGUAUUUUUUAUGUUUGUAAAUGAUGAUCUUGUGGUGAUUGUAUUUGAUGUCUAGCUAGUUGAUAUAGCUAAUUGGACGACAACGUUUUAUUAUUUUUACUUUUAAGUAUUGAAAUUUGAAUAAUGAAUUCACGAUGUAUUAUGUAUUGUAUAAAAUGUCAUAUGUGAAAGUUGUUAUUGGUUGUGGUUAACCUUCAUACUAACCACAAACUGCGCCAACAAGUAGGGGUGGCAUUUCGGUUAUUUCGGUUAUAACUGAUAACCGAUCAGCCGGUUAUCGGUUAACCGAAAUAACCACUCCCCCUACCAAAAACCGUAUGAAAUAGGCUUCGGUUUCUCGGUUAUCUCGAUUAUCGGUUAACCGACCCACUUUUAAGACCAAAAACCAUUUCGUCUAGCCUCCUAUAACCGACCGAAGUUCGGUUACUUUGGUUACCGGUUAGUGGAUAACCGACCGAUUAUCGGUUUAACCGGCUGGUUAUCGGUUUACCCGGACGGUUAACGGGUAACCGAACGGCCACCCCUACCAACAAUAGACAAUUAACCGAUGAGCGUUACCAAUAAACAUUUUUUUACUUA